AUGGAGAAUAGUAAAUCGGAACAAUUUUGUCCCAAUGCAUUGUCUGCAAAUGCUACGGUGGAACCGUUGGCUACGCCCGACAGGGCGGAAGUUGUCCCGGGAAAACCAUACUGUGGGAACGGUGUAUCUGCAAGCAGUAAACAGAAACUAACGGCGACAUCGGAUCGAACGGUUUCACAGCAUAACCCGAGUCUCAGUAUGACCAAGUACAAGACACCUGCUAAGCACAGGUCAUCACUCCGAAUACAGGAACUAUCCGUCGCGUCUGACAAAGACGCACGCGUUCCAAACACUUCACCUGGCCUGUCCAUAACUUUGAUAUUUUCGGCAAAAGAGUUUCAAGAGUUUCAAGAGAGGGCUCUGGACAUUACUGUGAUUUCAGACGCAUCCAAUUAUGGUAUUGGAGCAGUUAACAGGGUCACAGGGACCCCAUACUGGAAGGCGUACAAGAAGAACGCCCAAACUCUUCGUGAUCUCCUUCUCGCCUUUCUGCCAAGUCACGCGCUGUCCAGCUCGCGGUUUGCACCAUCCUGA
This is a messenger RNA of Opisthorchis viverrini, 534 nucleotides long. RefSeq lists its product as hypothetical. The record is from RefSeq and is a predicted model, not a curated record. Bases 1 to 534 code for a protein of 177 amino acids. The transcript is spliced from 4 exons. Lineage: Eukaryota; Metazoa; Platyhelminthes; Trematoda; Opisthorchiida; Opisthorchiidae.